Girardinichthys multiradiatus is the source of this 2770-nucleotide messenger RNA. Its product is annotated as ribonucleoside-diphosphate reductase large subunit. The record is from RefSeq and is a predicted model, not a curated record. Gene Ontology annotation, molecular function: ribonucleoside-diphosphate reductase activity, thioredoxin disulfide as acceptor; ATP binding. Gene Ontology annotation, cellular component: ribonucleoside-diphosphate reductase complex. NCBI's taxonomy places the organism in Eukaryota, Metazoa, Chordata, Actinopteri, Cyprinodontiformes, Goodeidae. The transcript has 4 exons. Bases 171 to 2555 code for a protein of 794 amino acids. Gene Ontology annotation, biological process: DNA replication; deoxyribonucleotide biosynthetic process.
UCUGGUGACGCCUUCUGUACAAAUUCGGCGUUAGCGGGAUUUUCAGGAGUCUUUCGCGGGUUCUUCUGCAAACCUGAAGAGUCUGCGUCCACCUGCACGUCGUGAAGCCGCGGAGAAGUUCAACUUUGGUCUACCGUUAUCCCAGGAGACGGGGAACACAACCUUUCACCAUGAUGUUUGUGAUCAAAAGAGAUGGACGCCAGGAGCGCGUCAUGUUUGAUAAAAUCACCUCCCGCAUACAGAAGCUUUGUUACGGGCUGAACGCAGACUUUGUGGAUCCGACUCAGAUCACCAUGAAGGUGAUCCAGGGUUUGUACAGCGGCGUCACCACCGUGGAGCUAGACACACUAGCUGCAGAGAUUGCGGCCACCCUGACCACCAAACAUCCUGACUAUGCCAUUCUCGCCGCACGGAUUGCUGUCUCCAACCUGCACAAGGAGACCAAGAAGGUGUUUAGUGACGUGAUGGAAGACCUGUACAACUACAUCAACCCCCUGAACAAAAGCCACUCCCCCAUGAUUUCCAAACAGACGCUCGACAUCGUUCUGGAGAACAAAGACCGCCUCAAUUCCUCCAUAAUUUACGACAGAGAUUUCUCCUACAACUUCUUCGGGUUCAAGACUCUGGAGCGCUCUUAUCUGCUGAAGAUCAACGGGAAAGUGGCCGAGCGCCCGCAGCACAUGCUCAUGAGGGUGUCUGUCGGGAUCCACGGGAAAGAUAUUGACGCUGCCAUCGAGACCUACAACCUGCUGUCAGAGAAGUGGUUCACCCACGCCUCUCCGACCCUUUUCAACGCCGGAACCAACCGGCCGCAGCUGUCCAGUUGCUUUCUGCUCACCAUGAAGGACGACAGCAUCGAGGGCAUCUAUGACACCCUGAAGCAGUGCGCCCUUAUUUCCAAAUCCGCUGGUGGGAUCGGCGUGGCAGUGAGCUGCAUCAGGUCAACGGGAAGCUACAUCGCCGGCACCAAUGGCAACUCCAACGGGCUGGUCCCGAUGCUGAGAGUUUACAACAACACCGCUCGCUAUGUCGACCAGGGCGGCAACAAGAGACCCGGAGCCUUCGCCAUGUACCUGGAGCCGUGGCACUUUGACGUGUUCGACUUCCUGGAGCUGAAGAAGAACACAGGAAAGGAGGAGCAGAGAGCCAGAGACCUGUUCUACGCCUUGUGGAUCCCCGACCUGUUCAUGAAGAGAGUGGAGGCCAACCAGGACUGGUCCUUGAUGUGUCCCAAUGAGUGUCCCGGGCUGGAUGAGUGCUGGGGGGAGGAGUUCGAGAAGCUCUAUACUAAAUAUGAGAAAGAAGGGAGGGUGAAGAGGGUGGUGAAGGCUCAGCAGCUGUGGUAUGCUAUCAUUGAGUCCCAGACUGAAACCGGAACGCCGUACAUGCUCUACAAGGACGCUUGCAACAGGAAGAGCAACCAGCAGAACCUGGGCACCAUCAAAUGCAGCAACCUCUGCACGGAGGUGGUGGAGUACAGCAGCAAUGAUGAGGUGGCGGUCUGUAACCUGGCCUCCGUUGCCCUCAACAUGUACGUCACACAUGAACGGACUUUUGACUUUAAGAAACUGGCCUCUGUCACCAAAGUAAUCGUGAAAAACCUGAACAAGAUCAUCGACAUCAACUACUACCCAGUUCCUGAAGCCGAGAGGUCCAACAAGCGCCACAGGCCGAUCGGCAUCGGAGUCCAGGGUUUGGCGGAUGCCUUCAUCCUGAUGCGGCAUCCAUUCGAAAGUCCUGAGGCUCAGCUGCUCAACAUCCAGAUCUUCGAGACCAUCUACUAUGCUGCCCUGGAGGCCAGCUGCGAGCUGGCGGCAGAGCUCGGCCCCUACGAGACGUACGAAGGCUCGCCCGUCAGCAAGGGCAUCCUCCAGUACGACAUGUGGGACAAGACUCCAACCGACCUGUGGGACUGGAAGCUGCUCAAAGAGAAGAUCGCCAAACACGGCGUGAGGAACAGCCUGCUGCUGGCCCCCAUGCCCACAGCUUCCACAGCCCAGAUCCUGGGCAACAACGAGUCCAUUGAGGCCUACACGAGCAACAUCUACACCCGCAGGGUCCUCUCCGGAGAGUUCCAGAUUGUGAACCCUCACCUUCUGAAGGAUCUGACGGAGCAGGGGCUGUGGAACGAGGAGAUGAAGAACAAGCUGAUCGCAAGCAACGGAUCCAUUCAGGACAUCAGUGAGAUUCCAGAUGAUCUGAAGCAGCUGUAUAAGACCGUUUGGGAAAUCUCCCAAAAGACCAUCCUGAAGAUGGCUGCAGACCGCGGUGCCUUCAUCGAUCAGAGCCAGUCUCUGAACAUCCACAUCGCAGAGCCGAACUACGGGAAACUGACCAGCAUGCACUUCUACGGCUGGAAGCAGGGUUUAAAGACGGGAAUGUACUACCUGAGGACGAAGCCCGCCGCCAACCCCAUCCAGUUCACCCUGAACAAGGAGAAGCUGAAGGAGGGUCAGCAGAGCAGGGUCUUGGAGCAGGAGAUCAAGGACAGGAACAAAGCCGCCAUGGUUUGCUCUCUGGAGAACAGAGACGAGUGCCUCAUGUGUGGAUCUUAGGGCGCUCCUCUGUCCUGUAGGCACACCUGCUGAGACUUGAAGCUGUGCCUCAUGUUAGAAAUGCUCCUCUUAGCUCUUCAUACUUGUUCUUUCACCUAGGUGGAUUUCUGAUGUUUCCUAACGUUUAUAGGAUUAAUUUUAUCAACUAUGUUUACUGCAGUGGGAAAAAAAAAGAAUUUUGUUUGAAAUGGAAAUAAAUUUGCAAUAAAACAAAA